AAAUAGAUUUGAGGCCGAUGCACAAUGAAUAUCAAUAUUAUCGACGAGGAGAAUCAUCAGAAGCUGCGCGAUUACAUAUUAAACCCAGAUAUAUCCAUUCAUGAUCCACUGCCCGAUGUGUUGCCGCGCAAAUUCAAUGAGAUGCGCCUGUUGCACAUUCCCAAAUGUUCCGGCAGCACCAAGCUGAUUCCACGUAGGGAUUGGGUUACAGGGGAAAUUGCAGAGUUUGUUGAAGUCGCAGUGGAGGAGGUGGGCGCCAAUGCUAACAACUCCAUGUCCAUGCAGCGAGAACCGGGUCUGCUGGAAGAGAUAACGCGCGGCUCCCACAUGAACUAUCCCUUCUGGCCGGGAGGCUUUGCCAUGGAUCAGCCCACAGAGCUAGCCCAGCUAGAGGUGGACAACUUUCAAUUGGGUGACAAGCUGCUAACAGUGCCGCCUGGCUUUGCCAGCGGUCACGACUUCUCGCUGGCCAAAACGAAGCCCGAGGAGGAGAGUGUUCCCGCCACCAGCAAUGUAGAUCUGCUCGAGAAUUUGCAGGAAGAUCUCGAUGUGCAGCAGUGGCUGCAGAUUACGCGCAGCGACAGCCAAAACGAUUCAACAAAAGCUACACAACGGGAUCUGCAGUUUUCGGCCGAAUUCCAAGAUGUGGACGAUGAGAUUAUGAAUGCGGAUCUGAAACCAGUGCUGAACAUAUCGACGACGGCGAAAACCUUUAGCAGCGACUGGGCAGAGAUGGUGGACAUUAGCCAGCCGAUUACCAACUUCAAGGAGCAGAUACCCAGCCCAGCCAUGGAGUUUCCCUUCGAGCUCGACGAGUUCCAGAAGCAGGCCAUACUCAAGCUGGAGCAGCGCCAAUAUGUCUUCGUCGCGGCCCACACGUCGGCGGGCAAGACUGUGGUGGCGGAGUAUGCCAUUGCGCUGUCAAAGCGGGAUCUGACCCGCACCAUUUACACGUCGCCGAUCAAGGCACUGUCCAAUCAAAAGUAUCGCGACUUUCGCAAAACGUUCAAGGAUGUGGGCUUACUCACGGGCGAUCUGCAGAUCGAACCGACAGCCUCGUGCCUAAUCAUGACCACCGAAAUUCUGCGCUCCAUGCUUUUCUGUGGCAGCGAUAUAACCCGUGAUCUGGAGUACGUCAUCUUCGAUGAGGUGCACUAUAUUAACAAUCCGGAGCGCGGUCAUGUCUGGGAGGAGGUCAUCAUACUACUGCCCGAUCAUGUCAACAUUAUCAUGUUGAGCGCCACCGUACCGAACACCAUGGAGCUGGCCGAUUGGGUGGGCAGCACCAAGAAGCGCAAGGUGUAUGUGAUCAGCACACUGAAGCGUCCGGUGCCACUGAUGCAUUACCUCUACACUGGCGCGGGGGGCAAGAGUCGAGAUGACAUAUUUCUGCUGGUUGAUGCCCAGGGUAAAUAUCUGCAGGGCAACUACGAGAAAGCCGUGGAGCGCAAAAAGGAGAUGCAGGGCAAAUCGAAGGGGGGCGGACCCAAGAACUAUGUCAGCGGCAAGCAGGAUCAGAGCACUUGGAUUGGCAUGAUCGAUUUUCUCAAGCGCAACAACAAGAUGCCCGUGGUGGCCUUCACCCUAUCCCGCAAUCGUUGCGAUGCCAAUGUGGCUGCCUUGCAGUCCGUCGAUCUCAAUACGGAGAAGGAGAAGGGCGCCGUGCAGAAGUUCUUUCUGCAGUGUCUGGCGAAAUUGAAGCCGCCGGAUCGCACUAUUCCCCAAGUGAUGACGUUGAAGGACGCACUAGAGCGUGGCAUCGGGGUGCAUCACAGCGGCAUUUUGCCCAUACUCAAGGAGAUUGUCGAGAUGCUUUUCCAGAACGGACUCGUUAAACUGCUCUUUGCCACCGAAACCUUCGCCAUGGGCGUCAACAUGCCCGCCCGCACCGUCAUCUUUGAUUCGUACAAGAAGUUCGAUGGCAUCGAAAUGCGCAUUCUGAAGCCGGGCGAGUACAUACAGAUGGCGGGGCGAGCAGGAAGGCGUGGCCAUGAUGAGAACGGCACGGUUAUACUCAUGUGCAAGGCGAGCGUGCCGCCAUCGAUGGAACUGCGUCCCAUGAUCCUUGGCCUGCCCGAGAAGCUGCAAUCGCAAUUCAUUCUACGUUACGCCGUUAUCUUGAUCUGCCUGCGCAUCGAGAGCAUUAAGGUGGAGGACAUUAUGAAGUUCAGCUUCAAGGAAUUCAAUCUGAAACUACAGCUGCCCACGCAACAGAAGCAGCUCCAACUGGCCGAGGAUAAGUUCGCAAUGCUUCCCACACUGGGUAAGCAUCUGGAGCCGCUGAUCUACUUCUGCGACAAGUCCGUGGAGUACUGGAAGGAAAAGCAUCGUAUUAUGAAAUUCAUCGUAACUCAGGCGAAAAUCCAAAAGGAAUUGAAAGUUGGUCGCAUCAUUGUUAUCACGCAAGGCAAGCACUACAACAAGCUGGCCAUUUUGCUCAAUGUGAAGUCCGUGCUGGGCAAGGACACCAUCUACAAGGUGCUGGUGCUGGACCAUCAGUUCAAGAGCAGCGAUAGCGACAUUGUGGAUCGUGGCGAGUUCUAUUACAAAAUACUCUCUUUGACGCCACAGAAUAAGUUCUUCCAGCCGGAAGGCAUUGGCGGACACACGGUGCUCGAUAUCAAAGCAAUCGAUAUAAUCAACAUUACCAAGUCGACAAUUAAGCUGGAUGCCGAUGUCAUCAUACGCAACUGGGAGCAGCGACAGUUGGAGCGCUUCAAGGAUAGCCCGCCCGGUGCAACCGUCGUAAAGGCCGUCACGGAGUUGCAUCAACUAAAUGAGGCGUACAAUGCCAAUCCGGAUAGCAUUAAGUAUAUCAACAUGUCCAAGGAGAUCAAUGUUAAAGCAGAUAGUGAAGUGGCCAUGCUGCACUAUGUGGAUCAUCUGAAACGACAGCUGGAUGAUGUCCUGCCGCACACCAAUAUUGCCGGCUUUGAGCAGGAGUUUGCCAAGGUCUAUGAGCGACGUGUGCUCGAGAUUCAUAUCGAGGAGCUGAAAUUCAAGAACUCUGCAAAGAAUUUAACACUAUAUCCGGAUUACUGCAACAAGCUGCAAGUGUUGCGCGCUUUGAACUACAUCGAUGAGCUGAACGAGGUGACGCUCAAGGGGAAGGUGGCCUGUGAGAUGGGCCAGAACGAGCUGCUGAUCACCGAGCUGAUACUCUGCAAUAUGUUCAACGAUCUGGAGCCGGCGGAAAUAGCUGCGCUGUUAUCCGGUCUGGUGUUCCAGGCCAAAAUUCAGGGCGAGCCCUUCAUCCCAGAGCCGCUGAAGAAGUGUGUUGCCGCCUUCGAGCAAAUCAAUGAUACCAUCUUGGCCGAGGAGCAACGCUGCCAAGCAUCAAUUCAGGCUGAGAGUAACCUUAACUUUGGACUGCUCGAAGUCGUCUAUGAGUGGGCCAAGAACAAGCCCUUUGCCGAGAUCAUGAAGCUGACCGAGGUGCAGGAAGGCAUCAUAGUGCGCUGCAUACAACAGUUGGAUGAAACACUACGCGAUGUCAAAACUGCGGCCAUACGCAUUGGCAAUCCGGGCUUGCAGUCCAAAAUGGAAGAGGCCUCCGCGGCCAUAAAGCGUGAUAUCGUCUUUACAGCCAGUUUGUACACGGAAAUAUGAAGCGCCGAGCUAAAUGUAAUGAAAUGAAAGAAAAAAGCUAGUUUGGUUUUUGGCUUAAACUACAAA
This is a messenger RNA of Drosophila grimshawi, 3675 nucleotides long. It is a transcript of the gene tst, whose product is annotated as helicase SKI2W. Lineage: Eukaryota; Metazoa; Arthropoda; Insecta; Diptera; Drosophilidae. Gene Ontology annotation, biological process: nuclear-transcribed mRNA catabolic process, 3'-5' exonucleolytic nonsense-mediated decay. Bases 25 to 3609 code for a protein of 1194 amino acids. Gene Ontology annotation, cellular component: Ski complex. The record is from RefSeq and is a predicted model, not a curated record. Gene Ontology annotation, molecular function: ATP binding; RNA binding; RNA helicase activity. The transcript has 3 exons.